This is a messenger RNA of Salvelinus sp. IW2-2015, 435 nucleotides long. NCBI's taxonomy places the organism in Eukaryota, Metazoa, Chordata, Actinopteri, Salmoniformes, Salmonidae. The record is from RefSeq and is a predicted model, not a curated record.
AUGUCUCUUCGCCUGAGGAUGUUCAGGAAAGGUUCUGCCUUCAUCCAGACGCAGCAGCUGCACGCUGCCAUGGCCRACACCUKCCUGGAGCACAUGUGUCUUCUGGACAUCGACUCCGCCCCAGCCAAGUCUMKCAACACCGGAAUCAUCUGCACCAUCGGACCCGUCUCCCGAAAAGUGGAUAUGCUGAAGGAGAUGAUCAAAUCUGGGCUGAACAUUGCAAGAAKGAACUUCUCUCACGGAACUCAUGAGUACCAUGCUGAGACCAUCAAGAACGUCCGUGAGGCCACCGAGAGCUUCGGACAUGGAACCCUCGAGUACAGACCAGUGGCCAUCGCUCUGGACACCAAGGGACCUGAGAUCAGGACAGGACUGAUCAAGGGCACACCACACCCCACUCGCACCCCUCACCCUAAUGCCAGCACCCUAUCCUGA